AUGGCGCACAGUGCGACUCUCGCCGGCGGAUUGUGCUGCCGUAGUAGCCCGGCGAAGUCGUCCUCCCCCCGCGCUCGCCGCCCUUCCUCUCCCUCUUCUACUUCUCUCUCUUCCCCCUUCUCUGCUGCUCACUCUUCUCUCUCCUCCUCGCACUCCCGCUGCUUCGGCGACGCCGUCCAAGUCCGGCCGAGUCGUCCCGGGGGAGGCCGCGCCGUGAAGGUUCGUGCCACCGAGCUUGCGGCGGAGACUUUUCCGGCGAUCUUCCCGUGGCCGUCGUUGAGGCUGACUCAAUGCUCUCCUUCUUUUCUGUGCCUGGAGCAGAAGUCGAAGGUGCGAUGUUCGGCAGGAAGGCCUCUGAAGGUCAUGAUCUCCGGCGCUCCCGCCUCGGGGAAAGGCACCCAGUGCGAACUGAUCGUCAAGAAGGUGAUCUCCAUCUCUGCUUCAUCUCAGAUUCUUCUGGCUCAUUGUUCAGCAUUUCCUUCGUGAUUUCUCGAUCCAUCUGGUUUCGCUCUUACAGUACGGGCUGGUACAUAUAUCAACGGGGGAUCUCUUGAGGGCUGAAGUCUCGGCUGUCAGCGAAAUCGGGAAGAAGGCGAGGGAGUACAUGGAGAACGGGCUUCUGGUUCCUGAUGAAAUUGUGACAGAGGUGAUGAAUGCCACGCACUCCCCGGCAUGGCUUACCUUCGAGCUUGAUGUUUCUCUGAACUCUGUUUUGAAUUCAGAUGGUGGUGUCGCGUCUGUCACGAGAGGAUGUGAAGGAGAAGGGAUGGCUUCUGGACGGCUACCCUAGGAGCCCCGCGCAGGCAGAAAGCCUCGAGAGACUCAGAGUUCGACCCGACAUAUAUAUUGUUCUAGAGGUUUGUUCCUGCCAUUUCUUCUUCUUCUUCUUCUUCUUCUUCUUCUUCUUCUUCUUCUUCUCUCUCUCUCUCUCUCUCUCUCUCUUUUUCUCUUAACCACAGUGCCGAUCAGAUUUCCAUGACUAAAACACCAGCUUCUGAGAAUAAUUACUCACUCGUGAUCAUGUUCUUCUCCAUGGCUAGAUGCCAAGGGGAUCAUUUUCAAUCAACCCCAAGUCAUAACAGCAUGAAUUAAUGGAAUUUGAUGGCACACAAGUAGCUAGUAAUGCUCCGCUUAUCUUUUGGAUCAACAGGAGGUCUUUCCACUUUUGGGUUGCACUGUUCGUUUAUGUUUCCAGUUAUCAUCUGUUAUAUGGGUCUCCCAAGUAGCUCAUUCUUUUCUCAGAAAUUGUGAUGCUCUUCUGGUGUGCAAACUUGCAUCAUAACUAGAAAAUCUUCACACAUCAUAUACUUCUCAAUAGUAAUGAGAAUUAAGUAUAAUGACCUAUUCAUCUUGGGUGAACGAGAUAACUUAGGACCUAGAAUUUGCAAUGUUUUCUUAGCCAGCUGCCUAAACAAAUGACGGCUGUACUUCAUAAAGUAUUGCAGAGGAUUAUGAGCGAGUCGUUCGAAAGAUCCCUUAGAACUGGUUGGUAAUACGACCACCUUCACUUUGUGUGAUUAUGCAUCAUCAUACGGGCAGGGCCUUAGCGUAAUGUUUCUAUGGACUUUUGAAAUAGAUGAGCAUGUUAUAGAGAUUUGUGAUAUUUUCUUGGCAAUUAGCAGGGAGUUUGAAAUUCGAUCCAACAGAGGAGGGGGGAACAUUGCUGAAACUAUAGAAAGUCCUGAUUUUCUUUUCUAUUUUGUACACCGUUUUUUUCUAUCAUUUCAUUUUCCUGUGUUGUUUGUUGGAUUUUUGAUAGUACGCCUUUUACAGAAAUUCCUUUCUGAAUAUUCAGGUUCCUGAUGAAAUUCUAAUCGACAGAUGUGUUGGAAGAAGGAUGGAUCCAGUAACCGGGAAGAUUUACCAUGUCAAAAACUUUCCUCCUGAGACGGAAGAAAUUAAAGCUCGUCUUAUAACCCGUGCAGAUGAUACUCAAGAAAAGGUAGAAACCGAUAUUCUUCUUUUUUAUAUAAAAAUAAAUUCAAAUGCAAAUAUUUAUGGAAUAUUCAUAGUUCUGUACCUCAUCGUAUAGUUCACGUAAUUACCUCCAACGCAAAGUCGAUGCUUUAAUAUGAUAAAUAUUACCUUUACGACUGUAUUUGGUAUCUACAUUAAGAAUGGUCGUUCGGAUGUAGUGAGCAUCUUGAUUAGAACAUUCAAGUGAUAGAUUCUUCUGAUUUAUGUUGUAAUGUGGAGGUUUUUAAGAUUUUUCCAAAAAUGUAGUUACUUCCAUUGCACAAUUUUUCUUGUUAUGAGAGUUUGACCUAAAUCAGCUGAUAAAUCUACAGAAGGAAAAAAAGAGAAAAAGCUGAUAAUGCAACGUCAACUCUUUGAUGCCAUAAUAGGGAUCCCACGAGUAAAUGUCUGAGGAUCCGUUUUCUGAGAAGAAAUAAGCACUUCGCAUUGGAAAAUUUUAGAUUUCACUGCACUAUUUCACGUGCUUGUAUGCCGAGAUACACUAUCAAGUCAUCUUUGUUUUCUUCAUCGGUUUUGUGCUUUCGCAAUGUUUCCAUGGAUCUUCAAUUGAAUCUAACUUAUGCUCUCUGUGCAUAGGUUAAAUCACGUCUAGAAACAUACAAGAGAAAUACUGAAUCCAUCGUAUCAACAUAUUUGGAUGUGUUGAAUAAGGUAUACAUACUUGGGAUUGAUUGUUAGUAGAUUGCCGUCAUUAUUAUUGAAAACUUACAUGAUGAGUUCAAUGAAAAACUGAUGGUUUUUUAUUCUCACAGAUUGAUGGAAAUUAUGGAAGAGAAAUAGUGUUCAGGGAAAUAGACACGUUGCUUCAGCAGAUCCAACCAGAUUCUGGAGAGGACUCCACACAAGGUUUGAUGAAAAGUACAUGCACAGAUCGUGUCCAGAAAUUUUCAUCAUCUUGUGUUGUCACAGGGGUUGAGUAG
Messenger RNA from Spirodela intermedia, 2897 nucleotides. NCBI's taxonomy places the organism in Eukaryota, Viridiplantae, Streptophyta, Magnoliopsida, Alismatales, Araceae. The record is from the annotation of a GenBank genome assembly.